Molecule: messenger RNA, 468 nt
Organism: Notodromas monacha
Lineage: Eukaryota; Metazoa; Arthropoda; Ostracoda; Podocopida; Cyprididae
Source: the annotation of a GenBank genome assembly
AUUUGCGGCCACCUGUGGAAGCAGCAGAUAAGGAACAGGUUGAAGAACGAAGCGGAAUUUUAUUUGCCAAAUGGAGCGUGCUACUGGUUCUCGGCACAGGCUUUGCUCACUUCGCAAGAGCCCAAAAAAUUGAUACCACUUCUUCCUCAAGAGUUCCAGACGGUGGAUAUGCAUCCUCCGAACAAGAAAAACGAAUACGUCUAUGCACUCGGUCAGGCUGGGACUUCCGUGCACUUUCCGGACGAUCCGUCCCAGGUGGUCCUUGGCGCUCCAGGCAUGUUUUCUUGGCGAGCCAAAGCCUUGCUUCAUCAUAAAGUGCUUGAGAUGUCGAGAAUGUCCAAGGGACUCAAGGUAAUCCACCUUGCGAAGAGCAGUGAGCAACGAUUCGCAUUUUCAUGGGAUACGACUACGAGUGCCUGGUGCCUGCAUGGUCUUAAGCCUUCUGCGAAAGCGCCUUUCAAUUUCUAA